Messenger RNA from Rhodamnia argentea, 2574 nucleotides. Its product is annotated as pentatricopeptide repeat-containing protein At5g59600-like. Gene Ontology annotation, biological process: RNA modification. NCBI's taxonomy places the organism in Eukaryota, Viridiplantae, Streptophyta, Magnoliopsida, Myrtales, Myrtaceae. The transcript has a single exon. The coding region runs from base 228 to 1817 and encodes 529 amino acids. The record is from RefSeq and is a predicted model, not a curated record. Gene Ontology annotation, molecular function: protein binding; RNA binding.
GAGGGUAUGUGAAACACAUCUUUAGCAUCGGAAGCAAGAUUGCGUCAGAUGUUGUAAGAAAAGGCCGCUAAUUGUUGCUCCUAAAAUCGAAUCCCAGUUCUCUGGUUCAAAUGUUCCGGAGCGGGAGCGCAACGCGGGUGCAAUCCUUGACUCGCUCAUGCCGAAGGAAGCUGCUCUAGAUUCAUUCUCAUGGAUCAUGUGGGUGCUUUUCCGACGAGCUUCGCACGAUGAGCUACUCUAAACUCCCAUCAAAGAGCUCGUCUUUAGACGAUCUCAAUUUGCUGCUGCAAAGAUGCAUCAAAGCCAAGUCUUUGUCGCUGUCCAAGCAAGUCCAUGCCGUGUUGAUUACCACUGGGACAGGUCGCUCUUCCCCGUCCUUGUGUUCGACCCUCGUUGGCUCGUACGGAAGCAGCGGCGACUCGAACUCCGCAAAGCUCGUGUUCGACACGAUUCGGCACCCCAGUGUCUUCGCGCUGAAUUGGAUGGUUUCAAUCUCGGCGUUCGAUGGGGAUCACGAGGAGGCAUUCGGGUACUUCGCCUCGAUGCAGAAACUGGGGAGGACGUGCAAUAAGUUCACGUUCUCCAUCGUGCUCAAAGCUUGUAUUGCCGUGAUGGAUGUAUUGAAAGGGAGAGAAAUUCACGGUGUCGUGUACAGAAUGUAUUUGCAAGAUGACCUAUCUGUAGCGAAUUCUUUGAUAGAUAUGUAUGGCAAAUGUGGGAGGUUGGAUCUUGCCCAUAAGGUGUUUGGCAAGAUGUUUACAAGAGAUGUAGUUUCUUGGACGUCGAUGAUUUGUGGGUAUUUCCAUGUGGGGAAGAUGCAAGAAGCUGUCGAGCUGUUCGAGCGAAUGAGAAGGGAAGGGCUAAAACCAAAUGACUUUACGUGGAACGCGUUGAUAGCUGGUUACGCUAGGAGCGGAGAUAGAAAUGGGACGAUGGCACUAUUGGAUGAGAUGAAAAGUGAGGGGCUGAUUCCCGAUCUGGUCACUUGGAAUGCAUUGAUUUCUGGUUUUGUUCAGAGCAACCAAGUCCAUGAAGCUUUGAAACUUUUUCAGGAAAUGUUGGUGUCGGGGGUUAAACCAAAUCAAGUCACGGUCACGGGUCUUCUCCCUGGAUGUGGAUCUACGGUUACAAUUGACAGAGGGAGAGAAAUUCACGGUUUGAUUUACAGAAUGGGACUUGAUAUGAAUGUAUAUGUAUCUAGUGCUCUUAUUGACAUGUAUUCGAAAUGUGGGUGUGUCGAGGAUGCUUCCAAUGUUUUUGACAUGGUGACCGUCAAGAAUGUGGCUUCCUGGAAUGCAAUGAUCGGGUGCUAUGGCAAGCACGGAAUGGUUGAUCAGGCUCUUCAGCUGUUUGAGGAAAUGAAGGACGGACAGAUUCGGCCAAAUGAAGUGACUCUGGUUUCCGUUCUUUCUGCGUGCAGUCACGGUGGCUUACUAGAGAAAGGUUUACAAAUUUUUAGAUCCAUUAAAGAGGAUUAUGGUGUUAGUCCCCGAAAAGAACACUUUGCUUGUGUGGUUGAUCUUUUGUGCCGUUGUGGUAAGAUGGCAGAAGCUUACAAUUUGUUGAAGGAGAUGCCUGUGGAUGUCACUGAUUCAAUUCUUGGAGCCUUUUUUAAUGGGUGCUCGAUUCAUGGAAGAAAUGAUUUGGCUCAGCUAGUUGCUGGUGAUAUUGCGAACAAGAGGUUGAAAAGACCUGGGGGUCUUGCGACACUGUCAAACAUUCUUGCAGCCGGUGGAGGAUGGGAGGGGGUCGAGAAUGUUAGAGAUGUCAUGAGGGAGAAAAGGAUCCAAAAGAAACCUGGCUACAGUUGGAUUUAGAGGAGGGACUCGCACCGGAGCCACAAUAGGACACAGUAUAUCGGAGCAGGAACGAGCCAAUUACAAGAUAGCGGUCUGCUCUUGUCAACUUCUACUGCAAACCUCGAGUAUUGGAUGGAACACACACAAGUUACCAAAAAUCAUCAGAACUACAGAAAACUGAAGAUACAUGUCCACUGUUCUGGAUCGCGGUUCUCGCUCCUAUUGCCAUUCCUCAAAACUUGUUUGUCAGAAGUUGAAGCGUGUGACCCCUUGCAGGAACAAACUGCAAGCAAAAGAACCUGUGGAAACCCUUCUGUGAUAGGUAAUACUCAUGGUAUCUGCCAACGACAGAAUUCUGGUGAUCCUGGUUGUAGUUCGAGUGUCCAAGAGAGGCUUUAUCAGAGAACAAACUGCCUCUAUUGGAAGCAUUAUCAGUCCAGCCAAAUGUUUACUGCUUUCUAGAGGUAUUGGUGAAAGGACCCAAGCCACCGUGCGUCUGUGAGCUUGGGCACCUCAGGUUUGGAUGUCACGUUACCCUUCGGUCAUAAACUCCUGACGAUUAUACUCGGACUGGCAUCGUCCCACGGGGUAAGGUCUUGUACGGAGCACGGUCAUGGUUCGAUCCAUCAUUUCUGUAAAUUGUUUUAAGUCACUGGUCAAUAAAUCAAGUUUACACCAUUUCAAUUCACUAAGUACUUUCAAAAAUUAAUAUCUCCUCCUUUAAGGAAUCCGUUAAGAGACGCGUUAACAUACAAUGUUAGUUGAUCACGGACAG